Podospora anserina S mat+ is the source of this 222-nucleotide messenger RNA. RefSeq lists its product as uncharacterized. Gene Ontology annotation, cellular component: mitochondrial inner membrane. Gene Ontology annotation, biological process: mitochondrial respiratory chain complex IV assembly. The coding region runs from base 1 to 222 and encodes 73 amino acids. The transcript is spliced from 3 exons. The record is from RefSeq and is a predicted model, not a curated record. NCBI's taxonomy places the organism in Eukaryota, Fungi, Ascomycota, Sordariomycetes, Sordariales, Podosporaceae.
AUGUCAGGACUUAGGCAUAACUCAUACUACGACAAGAAGCUGGCCCAAUCGCCAGCUCUUGUCCGCGCCCGCCGGCCCUACCUCUUCAAGAACGCCCUUACCGGUCUCGCCCUGGUGGGAAUCACUGCUAGUAUCUACACAUAUACCCUCAUGGCGGUCGGCCAAGACGAUUUCGAAGACGUCAAGGUACCUGAUGUGCCUGUGCAACCUGCGAAGAAAUGA